UUUACACAUUGUGGCUUACUUUCAGUUGCAUUAGAAUAUGGAUGAACUAGAGAACAAGACGUGCAGGCAGAAAUGUUACUGGUGGUUGAAACAGAACUUGUUAGUGAUACUGACUCUGGUCGCAUGCGGUGUUGGCUUCCUGAUUGGUCUCCUGGUUGAGCCAGCGGAUCCGUCGCCUAGUGCCAUCAUGUGGAUAGGUAUGCCAGGAGAACUUUACAUACGGAUGCUAAAAAUGACGAUUGUACCUCUGGUUGUUUGUAGUGUAAUCGCAGGUACGGCAAAAAUGGACCCAAGAACAAAUGGUAAAGUAAGUGGCUCAUCUAUGGCGUUUAUAAUGUUGACAAACUUCCUGACACCACUAAUUGCUGCCGCCCUUAGCUACAUUAUUAAACCAGGCGAAGGUGUGGAAACAGAUGUAGACCCAGAUAAAGAAAUAGAAAAUGUCAUGCAGACCGAAGAUAUCUUUGCUGAUCUUCUAAGGAAUAUUGUACCAGAUAACCUAAUAGCGUCGUGCUUUCAGCAGGCCCAGACCAAGUAUGACUAUAAGGAGAAAACUGUUGUUACUAGCAACGGAACUCAUAAUAGUACAGAAACUGUUAAAGAACUGAAAAGGAAAUACGUAGGUUCAGCAGGGUCUACAAACGUACUGGGUCUGAUUAUAGUCAGCGUUGUAUUUGGUGUUGGUGGCGCCGCUAUGAAAGAGGACGGGAAACCAUUUCUUAAUUUCUUCAAAUCUGCUACAGACAUUAUAUUAAAAGUCCUUCGUGUCCUUAUUUGGUCAACUCCAAUCGGCGUGGCAAGCUUAAUCGCAAAAACCAUUCUUACAACAAAAGAUGUAGAGGAAACAUUUCGUAAGCUAGGGAUGUACGCCCUCACGGUAGAAGUAGGUCUUGUAUUCUGGGGGUUUAUUGUCAUACCGCUAGUGUUCCUGGUCGUAAGACGCGCCAAUCCGUUUAGAUUCUAUGGAACGAUCAUCCCGUCAAUAAUGAUCGUCAUAGUGACGGCAAGCACGAUGAUAGCUCUCCCCGAGAGUUUUCACAGUUUGGAAACGAAGAACAACUGCGAUCCCCGGAUUUCCCGUUUGGUGGCGCCACUAUCAGCAACUAUUGGACGCGCCGGAAGUGUGCUUUACAUCACGUGCUCAUGUUUCUUUAUUAUACAAACUCUGGGGCGAGAUGUCAAUGCCGCGGAUAUCAUUCUAGUGGUAUUGCUGGCAUGGAUAUCUGCAUUGGCGAUACCGUCGGUAGCAGGUGCGAGUCUUGUAACUGUACUUAUAUUACUGACUGCGCUGAACAUACCAGGAGAGGCCGCAGCUAUGCUGUUUGCUUUGGAAUUCUUUCUGGAUAGGUCUAGAAGUGUUGUCAACUUACUGACCCAGCUCACUGGGGUAAUGGUCGUGGAUAAAUUCUGUGCGGCUUCUCUUCCUAAACUCACGCCAGACUCGAGCGAGAAAGAAAAGCUGGCAUAUCCGAACAUUGGAACGAUGGAAGCAAAUGUUAAUCAUGGCUUUGAGAAAGACACCAAAGAUUUUCAGUUUUAUGAUAUCGGCACAAGAAUGUAAAUGCUAGUGCGGUCAUUAAAUGACGAAUUAAGCAUACAUGUAGUGGUAAACAUAUAUCUUUUUAUAA
This is a messenger RNA of Ruditapes philippinarum (Manila clam), 1628 nucleotides long. RefSeq names its product excitatory amino acid transporter 1-like. Gene Ontology annotation, cellular component: plasma membrane. The coding region runs from base 38 to 1561 and encodes 507 amino acids. The transcript has 11 exons. The record is from RefSeq and is a predicted model, not a curated record. Gene Ontology annotation, molecular function: neutral L-amino acid transmembrane transporter activity; glutamate:sodium symporter activity; L-glutamate transmembrane transporter activity. Gene Ontology annotation, biological process: L-glutamate transmembrane transport. Lineage: Eukaryota; Metazoa; Mollusca; Bivalvia; Venerida; Veneridae.